Brassica oleracea var. oleracea is the source of this 1353-nucleotide messenger RNA. RefSeq lists its product as uncharacterized. The transcript is spliced from 2 exons. Gene Ontology annotation, molecular function: RNA-DNA hybrid ribonuclease activity; nucleic acid binding. The record is from RefSeq and is a predicted model, not a curated record. The coding region runs from base 1 to 1353 and encodes 450 amino acids. Lineage: Eukaryota; Viridiplantae; Streptophyta; Magnoliopsida; Brassicales; Brassicaceae.
AUGGCACUUCUAGCAAAACAGAUGUGGAGGCUUCUCCAUCACCCUACCUCCUUAUUAGCCUGGGUUCUCAAAGGCAGGUACUUCCGACACAUUAGCCCAAUGGAAGUGAAGACAUCCAACUCCCCAUCUUAUGGGUGGAGAAGCAUCCUAGCGCACAAGACCUUCUCCGCGAAGAUUAUAGACCAAUCCUCCAAGCAAUGGAGAGUAGAAGUUUUGGAAGCCUUGAUAGACCUGGGAGAUGUCCAACUGAUACAAAGCUUACGACCUAGUGAUAACUUCAGAGAUGAUGGGUACUGCUGGAUCCAUACGAAAUCAGGCAUGUACAUUGUAAAAUCUGGGUAUAAGCUAGCAAUGCAACUGAAAGAAGAGAAAGUGAAAACCGCAGUCACAGAGCCAUGUAUUAACCCACUGCAAGCUAUGAUCUGGAAAUUACAAGCUCCCCGGAAGCUUAAACACUUCCUCUGGCAAGCUCUAACGGGUUGUAUGGUGACCUGUGGCCGCCUGGCUAAUAGACAUUGCGGCACUGACAGGUCUUGUCCCCGAUUCGGAGAUUUUGAGGAAUCGAUAAAUCACCUCAUGUUCCUAUGCCCACCUGCACUCCAAACCUGGGCUCUCUCCGAUAUCCCGACGAGUCCGGGGUCUUUCCCGCGUGAUUCCUUGUUUGAGAACUUCGAUUAUCUACUCCUCCGAGCAAAGGAAAAUGGUACACCGCAAAAUUUGAUAGCUCGAUUGCCAUGGAUCGCAUGGUUCAUAUGGAAAGCUAGGAAUGAUAAAGUUUUCAACGGCAACGAUAUUAUCCCACCAGAUACUGUGUUAGAUGCUACCCGUGAGGAGGAGAACUGGAGGGUUGCUCAAGUGUUACCGGGAAACGAAGUUACCGGAAGAAACCUCGACUUAAUCACUGAUAUUCUAGAGAAUGAAUCACCAUUACCAAGAUGCCUAGUGGACGCAUCUUGGGUGACAAAUUCGACAGAUUCUGGAGGUGGUUUUGUCUUCGAUCUGGUGAGUGGAACGCAUAUGUAUGGUUCCUUUGGUAUGGACCAGGUCCUCUCUCCUUUGCACGCAGAGUUCACUAUCUUGGUCCUUGCAAUGAAAAGCUCCCUGCAACUAGGAUUUACAUCGAUGUCCUUUCAAACAGACUGUCUUCAGCUUGUUAAGCUGAUCAACGAUGAAGAAGAUUGGCGAGCUUUGGCUUCAGAAUGGAAUGAAUUUAUUCAUCUACUAUCAUCUUUUACAGUUUUCUCAAUUUCUUUUAUCGCUAGAGAGUGUAAUGUAAGAGCAGACCUUCUUGCUAAGGAAGCUCAUCUACAGAAUUCUAUAUUUUCCCAUGUAAACUCUGAUAUUCCAGGAUGA